UCUCCUCAAAUCUUGUUUAACAAGGGACCCUAAAAUUUAGGCGUGUUCAUAGGUUGUCUGCCCAUUGUUACUUUUUUUAAGCUCUCACUUUCAUUUCUCUCCUCACUUCAUACUCAAUAAAUAUUUAAUUUAAUUAAAUAAAUCUUCCCCAAAGUUAUAAUCUUUUUUCAAACCCCAUCAGAUCUUGAUCCAUCAACAGCAUGUUAAGAUUCAUCUUUUUAUCUCUCACUCUUCUCUUAUUUCUCACUUUCAACAUCAUUGUUACAAAAUCUUCCGAACUUGAUGAAUUUGACGAACUCUUAGCAUUAGAUGAGGAAUUAGACCGUGAAACAAACCUCGACAACAGUAUCAAAUUUUCCGAAGCAAAGGUUUUGACAAAAGCACAAAGAAUCGUUCAUGAACUCAACAAUGACAACACAAAAAGGGUUAUUAAUGGGUAUGAGUUUGUUCUUGUUCUUGGUUAUGCACCUUGGUGUUCAAGGAGUGCUGAACUUAUGCCACUUUUUGCUGAAGCUGCUAAUUCUCUCAAUGAAUUUGGAAGUUCUCUUGUUAUGGCUAAGUUGGAUGCUGAUAGGUAUCCUAAGCCUGCUUCUUUACUUGGGAUUAAAGGGUACCCUACUUUGCUUCUCUUUGUUAAUGGGACCUCUCAACCUUACUCUGGUGGUUUCACAGCGGAUGAUAUAGUCAUAUGGGCAAGAAAAAAGACUGGUACGCCUGUUAUUCGGAUAAAUACAGAGAGAGAGGCAGAGGAAUUUCUGAAAAAGUAUCACUCUUUUCUCAUUGGUCGGUUUGAUAAAUUUGAGGGCCCUGAAUACGAAGAAUUUGUGAGUGCUGCAAAAUCCGAUAAUGAAACACAGUUUGUUGAAGUGAGUAAGGUAGAGCUUGCCCAAGUUCUUUAUCCAGAUACCAAGCCUACUGAUAAUUUUCUUGGGAUUGUUAAGAGCGAACCUGAAAGAUACACCGCAUAUGAGGGAGCUUUCACAAAGGAUAAAAUACUGGAGUUUUUAAGCUACAACAAAUUUCCAUUAGUUACAAAACUGACUGAAAUGAAUUCUGUCAGAGUCUACGCCAGCCCAAUCAAGCAUCAGGUUUUUGUCUUUGCAAACAUUGAUGACUUCAAGAAUCUUCGUGAUUCACUUCAAGACGUAGCAAGAUCUUUUAAGUCGAAGAUAAUGUUUAUAUAUGUGGAUGUUAAUGACGAGAACCUUGCAAAGCCCUUCCUAGCUUUGUUUGGACUUGAAGAAUCAACAAAUAUUGUGGUAGCUGCAUUUGAUAAUGGAAUGAGCUCAAAAUUUCUGUUGGAGUCAAAACCAACACGAACCAAUAUUGAAGAGUUCUGCAGUAAUCUUGUGCAAGGUUCUAUAUCACCUUACUUCAAGUCGCAGCCAAUACCUGAUAAUACUGAAGCUAGUGUCCGUGUUAUUGUUGGGAAAACAUUUGAUGAAGAAAUUUUGAGCAGCGAGAAGGAUGUGGUUUUGGAGGUAUUCACGCCUUGGUGUUUCAACUGUGAGGACACAAGUAAACAAGUAGAGAAGUUGGCGAAGCACUACAAAGGAUCAAGUAAUCUAAUAUUUGCAAGGAUAGAUUCUUCAGUAAAUGAACAUCCAAAACUGCAAGUGAAUGACUAUCCUACACUUUUACUUUACAGAGCAAAUGAUAAGACGAAUCCGAUUAAACUUCCUACAAAAUCUAGUUUGAAAGAAUUGGCUGCAUCCAUCAACAAACACGUAAAAAUCAAGAAUCAAGUUGACAAAGAUGAACUAUAGAGCAAAUCAAAAUGUUUUGGGAGAAAAGCAAUUAACCUCUAGAAAGGAUUAGGUCACCGCCAAAUGGCAAAAAAGCUUGAGUAGUGAUGAACUAGUGCUUACUGUUCAAUAUUUUUCCAUUCAAAUCUCAUAGAAGAACCACCCCUAUAAAAUUCAACAUUUUGGGACAUACAUUACUAUCUAAUUAUAUGAAAGUCUUUAAUUUUCAUUUUCUUUUGUAAACGAAGUCUCUUUUUAUAGUUUAAGUAAUCAAUAUAUUUAUAGAUUUGUGAAAUUAAGGAAAUUAAUGUGCUUGUAUCCAUGAACUAUUUCAUGACUUGCAUUCAAUGCAUUGCAUAUUGGUUUUAA
Molecule: messenger RNA, 2114 nt
Organism: Cicer arietinum (chickpea)
Lineage: Eukaryota; Viridiplantae; Streptophyta; Magnoliopsida; Fabales; Fabaceae
Product: protein disulfide isomerase-like 1-6
Biological process (GO): protein folding; response to endoplasmic reticulum stress
Cellular component (GO): endoplasmic reticulum
Molecular function (GO): protein disulfide isomerase activity
Source: RefSeq, a predicted model, not a curated record